Molecule: messenger RNA, 2334 nt
Organism: Carassius gibelio (silver crucian carp)
Lineage: Eukaryota; Metazoa; Chordata; Actinopteri; Cypriniformes; Cyprinidae
Product: SIN3-HDAC complex-associated factor-like
Exons: 6
Coding region: 164-835 (223 amino acids)
Biological process (GO): negative regulation of cell migration
Source: RefSeq, a predicted model, not a curated record
CUCCUUAUAUGGUCUUCCUCUGACAUACCCCUUCACUCAAUGUUUGUACGCAGGCCCCGCCCCCACCAUUCAUCUGUAUCUGUGUGUGGCCGUAGUAAGGCAUGCGCAGUGCAGACGACGAGUAAAACGGACGGAAUUCAAAGUUUCUGACGAGCCCGACAAGAUGUUCGGCUUCCACAAGUCCAAGAUUUACCGCAGCAACGACGGCUGUUGUAUUUGCAAAACCAAGUCAUCCAGUUCUCGGUUCACGGACAGCGGCAGAUAUGAGGAGAACUUCAGGCUCUGCUUCGGUCUGUUAGAGGAUCGGGUUGGAGACAUCUGCAAUGCUUGUGUGCUGCUGGUAAAACGCUGGAAGAAAUUACCACAUGGAUCAAAGAAGAACUGGAACCAUGUGGUGGAUGCAAGGGCAGGACCUGGCUUCAAGCUAACCAAACCCAAGAAAGUCAAAAAUGGUGAUGGAAAGAAGAAAAGUAAACUGAAAAAGCUUCAUAAAUUUAAAAGACAAAAUUCAGAUGCCCACAGCACCACAUCCAGUAUGUCUCCCUCUCAGUCUCCCAGCCACAGUAAUCAGUCUGACGACGGGUCAGACAUCGAGACCAAGCAGAGGCGUCCAAACCCAGCGGGAUUCUCCUUUCUCGACCUGUCCUACUGGAAGAGGCAAAAGGUGUGCUGUGGGAUCGUCUACAAAGGGCGUUUCGGUGAGGUGAUCAUCGAUCCUCGUCUCUUCAAGCCCUGCUGUAACAAGAAGCGUCCAGCUCUGGCAUCCUCCUCGGACUCUCAGAUCUCACAAACACAUCCUUCCCCUCUUCCAGAGGACCUGAAGGAGGCAUGGUGAUCCAACUAAAACCCCCUCCAAUCUGUCUCGUUGAGGCCCUCAUAGCUUUGUCUCCAGUGGUAGACUCUGAUAUCUUCCCUUUGUUAGAUUACUGCGUAUGAGUUGAGUUUUCCCUUGCUUUUGUAUUUUUAUUAUUUUUAUGACUCUUUUGUAAAAUGUAAGUUUUGUACCUUUUUUUAUAUAUAACAGAAAAGGAGAAAAUGUGGGCAUUAGGACAUAUUUAUAGGUCUGAGUUAGGAAAUUAAAUGUAAUCCAUUUUUUAUUACUGUAAUUUUUUUUUUCUUUUUUUUAUUGGAGUUACCAGUGUUUUGUAAAUAUAAUCUUAUUUUCCAUACCAGUGCACCAAAAGACUUCUAUUUGGCAUUUAGUUUGACGGGUUACAGAUGAAUAAUGUAAAGUGCUGUAUCUAACAUUACGGCCGAGGCAUUAAUGAGAUGGGUGUACUUUUAAGCAAAUAUAACAUUUUACUCAGCCUUGCAGUCUUCUGCUCUGAUUCAAGUGAUAUCACACGCAUGCAUUUUCUGUCUCGGGUUCUUGGGCACAAUAUUCACAAUGUGAAUUCACCUCAGCUGUGGUCUAUGAUAUGGACAUGUGCUUGUAAAAUCUCGUUUUCAUUCUGGUUUGGCAUAAAGAUGUUGCUCAAUAUUUAAAAACGGUUACGGGUUUGUAAAUCUUUUUUAAAAACAAGAUGCAAAAAUACAUUAUCUCAAGAGUAUUUAAACGGUUAUCACUUACACAAUGGCAUAUGAGAGCAUGCAUAAUGUAUUUGUAGGCAUGAUCAGUUUUAUGGCUGUUGGUGAUUGUUUGUAUUUUAUUUGUUGUUGUAUGAAAGUGUUAUUAUACAGAAAGUAAGAGAUUUACACUGUUUUUUUUUUUUUGCCACAUAUUUCAAUAUUGUACACUAAAGGUAAUCAAAGAUGAAAUUGUAUAUAGUCUUUCAGUCUUGAUGUAUUGACCGCAGCCUUUUGUAAGUUUUUUUUUUCUUUUUCUUUGCAGUUUGGAUUAAUUGAAAUGUGACAGAAUUGUCUUUUUCUUUUGAGAAAAAAAAAAUGGUUUAGGCUCUGAAUUUUAGCGAUAUUAUGGAGUUUGCAAUUGGAUUUAGAUGUUCAGUUGUAUUUCUGUGUCUUAUUUGAAUGAAUGUUUGUUUUUAUUCACCAGCAAUAUUUUGCGUCAGCAUUACUGUUGACUUCAAGCUCUUCUUAAAAUUCAUGAGAGCAAAUACAAGAUGUCGAUAAAUUUCAGGGAAAAAUGUUUUUUAAACUAUUAGUGUGGCACAUUCUCAGUCAAUGUGCCUUACCGGGGAUUUAGCGGAUCAUUUCAUUAAGUUAAUUUGUCAUUUUUAACUUAUGCUAUUUAUUCAAAGCUGUCUGUACAAUUAAUGCUGUAAAGAAGUUUUUGUGCACUUUCUUUUUUUUUAUAUACUUUUUAUAAUAUUACCAUUGAUAAGAUUUUGUAUCUCAAUUUUCACAUUGGUAUUUUCAUAAAUUUUUUAAAGUAAA